Molecule: messenger RNA, 5945 nt
Organism: Cinara cedri
Lineage: Eukaryota; Metazoa; Arthropoda; Insecta; Hemiptera; Aphididae
Source: the annotation of a GenBank genome assembly
AUGGUAAGCGAAAUUGUAUCUAUUUAGUUUCAUAUAACAAUUAUAAUAUUAAUCAUGUACAUUUUAAGUACUGAAAUAUCUAUCCCUCUGGGCGUACAUAUAUUGAGGCAUACCUCAUACAUACCUUUAUUCACUGGGACUAAAAAUAUAGUUUCCGCCCAACUUUAUUUGAUCGAUCCGCAGGUAAAGUAACCGGCAGUGGUCUUUCAAACGAAGAGUUUUGACCGUUUUUACUGCUUCAAAUAUAGUUUCUUUAUUGAACAACAAAACGCAUCGGCAUUGUUGUUGAAAACCAACGAGCGUCUGUGCUGCGCAUGAGUGUUUUUCCCCCCCAAGAAAUACAAAUGAUUAAUGAUAUUAUGAUUUAUUAUUUGUUCGAUAUUUUUUUUCAAAUUCGUAUUGUAAAUCAUAUAAUAUUGUAUAUUGUUUAGUACGGUGCUCUGAGCUCUACGGUCGCUUGCACGUCACAGUCGUACGAUUCGUCCGGGCACGUGCUGCUCUUGACGACUUGGCUGUACGUGUUCAUCGCGGUCACUUUUGUGACACUGAUAGCCAAUCUAUUUCCAGUGAGUGAAAAUAGUGACACACUGAUGUAUCCAAAGUUCUUUGUAAUAUUGUGGUUUUGUUUAAUGUUUAUGUGACGCAAAUUUCGUAUUGAUCUUCAGCUUAAUAACGUAGGUAACUAUGCAAACAAAAGUAAUUUGCUCAUUAUUCCGAAAUGUCACGAGCCACGAGUUUUAAGAGUUAUUCAACCGUUUAAAACUCUCGCAAUGGUAUUUUUUUCUUUCAGCGUGCAAAUGGUAGAAAGCGCAUUAAUAAUAUUUUCACAUAUUUUAUAACAGUUUUUUUGCCACAUCUCGAAUACGACCCGCGUAACGAUAACGGAUGUGUGCAUUUAAUUUUUUAUUUAGUUAUAGAAGACCGAAUGUCUGACAAAGCAAUCUUGCAUAUUACAAGACUUUUUUUCAAUCAUAAGCAUUUUAAAAAGUUUCAAAAAUUACCGUGAAAAAUUGUUCAGCAAUACAAAGUGUGAUCAAAAAGUUCUUAGACUGUUUGAAUUGCGUACCAACAGAGCGUCGAAAAGUGAUACCAAUCGUAGCUACUGAGCCAAGAUUCACAUCAUUAACUUACGUGGCUUUUUCUGGGCAUAUAUGUUUUUGUAGAUUCUCUAUAACCUUCUCUGUUGUAAUCUAUAUUUAUGCGAAAUUGGUUUUUCGUAUUUAGCUAUUUUUUAACGAAUUCAAAAAAAGAUCCGUUUGAUGAGCUUUUUUUGGUGGGGAGGAUUAGAGAAGUUUUUUUAUUUGUUGUUAUGGCAUAACCUUAUUUCACAGAAAAAUACAACAUAAUACAUGGCGCAUGUCGAAAGUUGUACCUGCUAAGUUUCAGAUGCACUAAGCGGACCUGUAGCUUUUCAGUUACAAUUUUUGGAAUGUGAUCAAUAAAAUGUUGCAUUUUUCCGCCAACUAGAUUUUUUUCAUCACAAUGGAAGCAAACAUUUUUCUUAACAUCUCUCCUUCUAAAAAGCUCUUUAAGUUUGUCUUCUUUUGGGUUUAUUACAAAAUCGCUAACAUGAAAAACUUAUUUUACAAAUAUAUCAGUUAUAUUAAAACGAAUAAGAUUAUAUAGAAUCUAUAAAUCAGAAAAUAUGCUUAGGGAAAGUCACAGGAGUCAGUGAUACCAAAACCAACCGAGACGAUAAGAAAACGGCCUAAAAAAUUGAGAUCCAAGUAUACUAACUUCGAAACAUAAUAGUUUCAUUUAAACUCCGAAUCUACAAAAGAAGUUUCCAAGGUCCAAGGUCAUACAAUUUUUGGUAUUGAAAUUAAGUUUUAAUAAUUUAUAGUUUUUAUUUUUGAAAUUAUCUUUGUUAUCAUCCUGGGAGAGCUAUUGCCCGCUAUCAUUCGACCCCCUGUUAGUGCGUUAUUCAAACAGACUGGGGAAUUUCGGAUCCUACCUCGUAUACUUAAUACAAAUUUAUUUUUAAACUAGGUGGUAUAAUAUUUCACUUUAGUUUCAUUAUCGUCGUUUUAGUGUGAUCACAACCAUCUGCUCAAAUAUCUCUUAUGCAUCAUGUGGCCGGUUGUCGGCGUUUCAUGGUUCGUCACGUAUUUGACGUUGGCUAACGUGUUCGUUCGGUUCCGGUCCGGACAGCUCGGCUUGGGACUCGCCUUCGCGGUCGUUUACACAGCUGUAAGCAAAAAUAUAAUAUAAUUAUGAUAAUAAUUGAAACAACGGAAAACCGCUGAUGUUUUGCUAAAAGUUGGUAAUAUGAGUAUAAUUUGUGUACGAGAACUCGGCAAAAUUGCAAAGAUAUCAGUUGAUUUAUUACGUGGUUGAUUAACAAUUUUGUUAAUAAUUUCAAAAGUCUAGUGAAACGAAAUCUCCUACCCAUAUUAUUCAAGUCGUUCAACUAUGUAUUACACAAAACUUUUAGAAAUUUUUUACUACUUAUACCUUACUUAAAACGAUUUUUACUGAGGAAACGAAACUGCACUUUAUUUUGAGUAUUUGAAUAUAAUAAUUAAUAGAUUACUUCUUGACCUCUACUACAAACAAAACUAAAAGAUCCGUAUUAUUUUUGGUACCCCAUUCCAUUUCACUUUUGAGGUCUUGACCUGAUCGAAUCAGAAAUCAGUAAUUAAUUUUUUUAUAAAAUACACGAUUAGCUCUUACAAAUAUAAUGACGGGUCUAUCCAACAAUGACUUGCCUACAAAACGAAGGACAUCAGAUUUAUUUUUAAAAAAAUCUGUUGAUAUUGUACCGUUAAUUUAUAGUGAUUUCAAGAUAUUAUGUUCCUAAAUGUAAUAUAAUACGAUGAAAUUUCGUCAUGUCAAAUUAUAUAGUUCCGCGGUGUUACGGCGUGAGCACAAGAAGUGCAGCACCGUUACCGCGACGAGCGAAGGCGAUAAUAGACCCGAAACUUCUUAAAGCAACCUACCACAAUUCCCUAAACUUUGAUGUACACUUAAUAAAUUAAUCUUUUUUUGUUUUACAACACGUAGUCGAAAUAAUAGCAGAGUAUUAAUUAUGUUAACUACAUUUGUUCGAGUUUUCCGCCAAAAAAAAGUAAAAAAUAAUAAUAGUAGGUAAUUAUUUCCACGUUGUUAUGGUUUAUAUAAACAUCCGAAAAAUUAAUUAUGUUAUGCGUGUAUAUGUUAGUUUGGAUAGUAUUCACUCUCCCCAUGGGAAAAAUAACACCGAUAUGUAGCACGCAUACGCAUACAUUUGCAAGAUUAUUUUCAGAAUUUUUAACGACAUAUUUAAGAUAAACCGAAAUUCAGGGGUAGCUGGCUAGACAGAUUAGAAGACCCCCUUCCCUAAUCAAAAUUGAUAUUUUUGAAAUUUCAUGAAUUAUUAUUUUUAUUCCUUCACACUAAAAAUAUUCUGAUUAUAAGAAAUAAACAUUUUUCAGAAUUAAACUCUAAAGUUGUCAGUUCUGUACGGGAUAAUUAUACAAACCAAAAUUGUCAGUUGUUUUUUAUCUUCCCAUUUGUUGUUUUAUACGAGAAAUCUAAUCCCAGAGGAGGAGGGGUACUGGAGAGACGUAUCGCGCCUAUCCAAAUGCAAUUUAAGGCUGUUCAAAUAUAUAGAACAGAAUGUGGUGUUAUACUGUUAUGUGGAUCCGUUCAAUUUAUUCGUGAUCAGAUUAAUGAAUAAUAACAUAGAAGAGCAAUGUGAAAUGUGAAACGUGGAAUCUGGUUCAAUCAAACAAAUCAUGUGUAUUAUUAAUUACACAUGUAUUACAGGGGCGAUUGGGGGGGGGGGUAGAAGUGAGAUUCAAAUUUUUUUUAGUUACCUAUUUGUUUGUAAAGUCAUAUUAUUCAACACUUUAUUUUCAUUAAGAAACUAUCUACUUGUUCAGAUAGUAGAAUUAAUUAAAUUAUUUUAUAAUUUCAUUCAUUCUUAAUUUUAUUACUAUAUUUAGUUUAAAGGGAUUGGAAAUGGUUAUUUUCUGUCUUUGUCUUAUACACGUGUAACAUAAGAAUUUAGAUGGGUUCUAUUUACAACAUACUGAUUGAUCAAGUGAAGCGAUAAGAAUUCUAAACGCAGAUUAAAAUUAAUCUUCAAGGUUACUUGAGAUCGACUUUCUCAAUUUUCAAUUUUAAUUUCUCCGAAAGUUAAAAUAUUCCAUUUUUUAAUUACUCCUUUUAACUCCUUUUGAUUAUCCAUAAUUAUACGGGUUUUAUAAAUACUUAUAUCGUGUAAAUGCGUAAUUAAUUUAUUUGACAUUUUUUUUAAAAAUUUUUUUUGAAUAACGACCGUCCGACCGUUCAUGGUCAAUAGUUUAACGACAAUAUUUCUGAUAUGGUUAUUAUUUGGUAUUACAAUUGGAAGACGUUGAUUUAAACAUGUAAAUAACUUCUUGUUUCUUGGGUCUCUCUUAAUAACAGCAAUAUAAGAUGUUGGAAUAAUAAUUAAUAAAAAAAAAGAAAGAGCUGAUACUAGGAACGGGUGCAGUUACUAUUGUAGUAAGUAAGUUGAAAGGUAAGAUACAUAAAGUUGUUAUUUAACUUAUAUCUGUACGCAAAGAAAUACAUUAAAGAAAAGCAAUUCGGAGUGAAGUUCGGUAAGACAUAUUUUGAAAUGCCGUAAUUUAUACGAUUUUCGCCAAAAUUUGAUCUUAAAACGCUUUUGAAAAAAUAUAUUAAGCAAAAAACUCAUUUCAAAAAAUCGUGAAAUCGUGGCACCGUAGUUUAAAAAAAAAAAAAAAAAUCAAAAAAUGACUUCUUCGAUGUACCAACUAGAUAAAAUUACCGGGGGGUAAAAUAAAGGCGCAAAAUUUCUGGUAGAAAAGUUGUUCACAGAUACAAAAAACAAAAAAAAGAAGACACAAAGCACACAUUAUAGUAAAAUCAAUAGAUCCCUCGAUUCGUUCCGAAUAUUUAAAACAAAAUUGAAAAUAAUAAAAGCAUUAUUUUCUUUAGUUUUCACGUUCUUUCUACGUUUUUUCCCGAUUUUUCUUUAUUACUUUGAAAACCGCUUGAAGAAUCGAAAUAGUGUUUUUCAGUGGCGUACGUAAUCACAAAGUAGUAAAUGUGAAAAAAAAAAAAUUUAAAAGACCAGUAUUGAAAAUUUUUUUAUGAAAUAAAGCACUUUUAAAUUUCAUAAAUUAACUCUUUGUAACGCGACAUAAACGGACUGACAGACUGCUAGAUUUUGUGUCGAGCCGAAAAACUAUGGACACAACGCUAUAAUAGUGUCUCGGAACCAUGAUGAUAAUUUUAUCCGACCACGUUCGAAAUAAUAAUUAUUCACGGGCAACGACAACUUUUAAGUAAUAUGCUGCAAUGUUUCGCUAUCGCCGCACGGACUCACGGCUUAUUCAUUUAUUCUUGACGCGUAUUAAACAAUAUGAUUAUAUAUUUAGCAAAACUUUGCGGCGCGUCCCGUUCGGCCAGCGCGCUAAACUUUGUCGGGUUACCCACUAUACUUAGGCGGCCAGAGUAUAUAGACACGGCAAAAUGUUUCCUGUUCGGUUUUAACGGUUUCGACCGGAACGCGUAUAAAUUAGGUAAAUAUCCGAUUCGGGCUGCAAAUAAUAUUGUUGCCGAUAAAAUGCGGGUUUCAAAUAUAUAAUUAUACGGUAUAUCACAGUACCUAUUAUUAAUAACUGGCGAUGUAAACGGAACCAAACCGCCGCAGUUCGACGUCAAAAACAUGAUUCCCGUUACAUUGGCUUGUUAGAGGCUUUGUCGUGUCGUGGUAGUGGCGUGCCGGACGGUUUUUUCGGAAUUGAUGAGAACUUAUCGGAAAAAAAAAAAAAAAAAAAUUCAAUUUUAUAUUAUAAUUAUUAUAGUAUCUGGCUAUGAACACGCAGCACAUUGCGAGCAAUCAGGAGGAAGAUUUGUCCGUUGACGAAUACGGAUACGCCGCGAUCGUUUUGGCCGUCGACGUGAUGAACGUAUCCCUGUUCAUGGUAACCGUAUACGAUGUCAUCGACUAA